GAUGUUCCUUUCCAUUAGUCAUAAAAAGAUAUUUUACAUAAGAAAAGAAAUAGUCCAUCUCUGAGUAACAGAGGCUCAAAAUCUUUGUUCUUUGAUAAGUUUAAGGUAGUAAUAACAGGAAUCAUCAUCAUAAUACUCUCUUCCAUCUCCAAUGUUGCACUCUGUUCCAUCAACCCUCUCUGUCCCUCUCUCACUCACCCGUCAUCAUCAUUCACCAUCUCUUCCUCUUGUUCAUUUUCUUCAUAGACCCUCCAACACUACUGUUUCGGCCAUUCCUCCUUUGGCUUCAACAUGGCUUCCUAGCAUAACACAAGAAUUUGGACCCAUUGAACUCCCCUUUUCUACUACUGACGACCCUUCUACCAUUCAAGUUGCUUCCAGCGUUCUUCUGUCCGUAGCCAUCACACUCUACUUCUUUCGCUCUAUCCAGCGCAGAGCAAAACUUGCCAGAGAAUUGAAAUACAGGUCUUCAGGAGUGAAGAAGUCAUUGGAAAACUUGAAAGGUAUGAGGUCAACUUCCAUUAAAGCUAAGAGUCCACCUUCACCUGAUCAAGCACUGUUGGGGGCAAUUAUAGCAGGUGUUAUUUCUAUUAUCCUCUUCAGGUUCACCACAACUAUAGAAGCAGCUCUUGGUCGCCAAACACUUUCUGAUAAUUUCUCGGUCCGCCAGAUAACAAUCACCAUAAGGACAAUAAUAAAUGGCUUGUGCUACCUUGCUACAUUUAUCUAUGGUUUCAACUCUAUUGGAUUAAUGCUGUAUUCUGGCCAACUUGCCAUGGAAACCUUUGUGGGAGGGUCAAGUGGAAAGGAAACUGAAAGCAAAAUCAUUGAGCAACCAGGCUUAUCAAAUGCAUCAGUUGAGAAUCUUACAAAUAAUAACAAAUUGAGCAGCACAAAGGAAGAUCAAAGUUCAAAUAAUUCACUAUAAUAGAAGUCCUGUACUGAAGUUAAAAGUGGAGGUGUUAGUCUUGCACUUUCUAGAGUAAUGUUGGUGACAAGUAAUCUUUCAUGAAGUCACUAGUCUUGAUGGAAUCUUCUAUAGGUUGCUUUUGUUGAUUGGAGAAAAUUGAAAAAUAGAUAUGCUUAAACUCGGUCCUUGGAAAUAGAUGUAUAUGAUUCAGGAAUUAUACUUAUUAUUGCAUUCACACUAUACCUGUCUGCACAUAACACACUUGUGUAUAACUAUUUUCUAUUCAAGGACAAAUACAAAGUAAGGUGCUUAUAUUUAUAAUCUGUCCUCUUGCAUUUUAAGUAAAUUGAUUAAGCGGAUACUAGCAGGGUUGAGUUGAUAUAAAGGGUUGAAUUGGCAAAUAAUGAUUAUUAAAAAAAUUCCUCGUCCAAUUUAUCUAAUUAUUCUAAAUAUUACAGGUUUAGUUUUUCGCAAGAAAAAAAUGCCCAGCUAUAUGCUUGAAAAUCGUAUAACCUCAUU
Messenger RNA from Abrus precatorius (Indian licorice), 1429 nucleotides. RefSeq lists its product as uncharacterized. The coding region runs from base 152 to 928 and encodes 258 amino acids. NCBI's taxonomy places the organism in Eukaryota, Viridiplantae, Streptophyta, Magnoliopsida, Fabales, Fabaceae. The record is from RefSeq and is a predicted model, not a curated record. Gene Ontology annotation, cellular component: chloroplast thylakoid membrane. The transcript has 4 exons.